Messenger RNA from Lactuca saligna, 1328 nucleotides. The record is from the annotation of a GenBank genome assembly. Lineage: Eukaryota; Viridiplantae; Streptophyta; Magnoliopsida; Asterales; Asteraceae.
AAGAGGCUGAGUUUUUUAAUCGACCUCUUCUCAUCUUUCAUAGAGAAAGAACUUUUGAGGCAGACAGACUGUGGAAUAGUGUUCUAAAGUGACGGUUAUCGGUUCAGGUAUCAUUUUAUUCAUCAUUCUCGAAAAAGUAGAAACAAUUAAAAGGUUUCUUUCGGUCACAAUCAAGAGUUCUUCAAUGUCAAUGUCUUCUGAAAUCUAUGAGUUUGAUGGAUGUAUCUUCAAUGAUCCAUUUUCACCAUUCAAUGAUUCAUCAACCAUUGACAUCCUCCAAGCUUUCCAAGAACACAAUUACAACUAUACCCCUUUACUACCAUCAUCACCACUAUCACCGCCUUUGACCACCCAAGAAAAUCUUGACACCCCAUUCGAGGAAAUUGACCAAAUUGCCCCCACCAUCUUCUCUUCCUCCCCACCAAGCCACCAGCUUCAAAACCUCUCUCUUUACCAAAUGGGUAUUUCUGUAACUUCUUCAAACGAGGCUCUUGACUCUUGCCAUUUGGAUGUCAAAACGGAAGAAAGUCAACUACCCUUGUAUGAUAGUUACUACUAUGGUGGGUCUGACCAUGCAUUGACGAUGAUGCAGAGGAGUUAUAGCAGCAAUUCUUUCCAACAAGAGAAACCAAAUGGUGUUCUUUAUGAACCAAAAAUUAACGGCUUGAUUGAAUCCCAAAAUCUUCAGGCCCAAAGCCUUACCUCACCUGAUCAAAACUUCUCAUAUUCCCAUAUGAGAAGGGUUUGCAGUACCGGUGAUUUACAAAGUCCAAAGAUCAACCAAACAAGUCAAAGGCUGUCUUCUAGUCCAUUGGCCACAGAAAGUUCAUUCAUGGAUGAAGCAAAUUUUAAGGUCGGGCGUUACAAUGCAGAGGAAAGGAAAGAGAAGAUCAUGAGGUAUAGAGCAAAGAGGACACAACGGAAUUUCAAUAAGACAAUUAAGACGAAGAAAAUAAAAUGUUUGUUGGCUUAUAUUGAAAAUAGUAUGCAUGCCGGAAGACCCUUGCGGACAACAGACCACGAAUACGUGGUAGAUUUGCACGCAAUGACGAGCCUGGAGAGAUUCAAAGGACUACACUUUUUCAUCGAUAUGGAGAUGAAGAGGAAUUUUGGAUGGAUGGAUUUCAUGAAGACGAUGAUGAAAGAAUGAUUGGUCGAGGACAAUUUUUCAAUACUUAUUCAUCCACUAGUCAGUUUCAACAUCAAAGAUUCAACUUUAUUCAUAACUGAAUGCAAAUUUACUCCUUGUGGUUAUUCAUGCCUUUUUAUUUUGAAAUUUGGUACGAUGGUUAAACUUAACCAUUUAAACUGAUCUAUGUAUGUAACUA